AUUCAAAAUUCAAGAUGGCCAGGUGUCAUGAUGGUGUCCUAGAGUGUUGUCGUUGAACUUUAUUUAUUUUGUGUGAAAAAUAUAUUGUGUUUCAUAAUGGCUGACAUAAUAUACCAGAGUCUUGACAUAUCAAACCUUCCGGAUGAUAUCAGAGACAAAUUAGCAGAAUUGGACUUGGAAUUAUCUGAAGGGGACAUCACACAAAAGGGAUAUGAGAAGAAGCGAACACGUCUUCUGGCACCCUACAUUGCUCAACAACAGUCUCAAGCAGGAGGGCAUCCGCCUCGCGGGCCGAGAGGCGACGGCGGCAGCAGUCGGCAGCACACAAGGAACCGCCGAACUCACCGCCGAGUGACGCACAAUGAGAAGAGAUACCAUUCAGAGGUAAGACAGGAGGCGGUGCAGCAGGCGCUCGCGGAGAUGCAGAACAGACCGAAGCCCUCGCUGCCGAUGCCAUCCAAACGCACCUCCAUGAUGGCGAAGAGCCCUGAUAGGGAAAGACAUGAUCUCUCAUCAAGCUCGGACGAAGACUCGUGCGCGGGUGACUCGGAGCUGCCCCCGCCGCCGGAGCUGGGCUCGCCCCCCUCCCGUCGGCCGGCCGCGCCGCACCCCCGCGCGCACCCGCACCCGCUGCCGCAGGCGCACCACCCGCGCGACAAGAAGCACGCGCCCAGGGAGAAGACGGACAUAGACCUGUCGGACAUCACGCACCUGCCCACUUAUAUCCAACCUGAUGUGACGCACACGUCCGCGGGAGCCCGUCGCGGGGGAGCGCUCGUCGCUGACCGGGUGCAGUGCUACUCGCAGCCGGAGGACACCGGCACUGGCACCGGCAGGUGGAAGGUGUCAGCCAAGAUACAACAACUUCUAAAUACGCUCAAACGGCCGAAACGGAGGCCGCUGCCGGAAUUUUAUGAAGAUGACGAUAUUGAGUUAGAAAUCGCGGCAAAUCCAAAAGAUCCUAACGCCCCUAAACCAGAAGGAGGAACUAUGACUCCAGCAGUCGGUGAACAGCUGGUGGUACCGGCCGGGUUGCCGAGGAAUUUAGAAGCAGCACUACAAAGAUACGGCACGGCUUCAUUUAAAGCGAAUGUCGCCACCGUACUCGAUCCGAACGGGAAGCUCAGCAACUCUUUGACGUAUGGAAAGCUACUCAGCCGCUCACUGAAGAUCGCGUACGCGUUGCUCAACAAAGCUUUUACAUCGAAGUCCAGCAGCGGGGGGCCCAUAACAGGGGACAGUACCCUGAAGCCAGGGGACAGAGUGGCGCUAGUGUACCCUAAUAAUGACCCGAUAAACUUCAUGUGCGCGUUCUAUGGGUGCCUUCAAGCAGGGGUGGUGCCGGUGCCUAUAGAGGUGCCGUUGACCAGGCGGGAUGCGGGGCUCCAGCAAGUGGGAUUCCUGCUCGGAUCCUGUGGGAUCCAGUACGCGUUGACUUCGGAUGCGUGUUUGAAAGGGCUGCCGAAAACAUCUUCCGGUGACGUGGUCUCGUUCCGCGGCUGGCCGUCCCUCCACUGGGUGUCGACUGAGAAGUUGCCGCGGCCGCCGCGCGACUGGAUCCCGCCGCCGCGCCCCGCGGAGGACACGCCGGCGCACAUUGAGCACACGUCCGCCGCGGACGGGUCGGCCAUGGGCGUUAUUGUUACGAGGGCGUCAAUGCUGGCCCACUGUCGGAUGCUGUCCGUGGCGUGCAACUACACGGAGGGCGAGCACAUGGUGUGCGUGCUCGACUUCAAGCGCGAGACGGGGCUGUGGCACGCCGUGCUGGCGAGCGUGCUCAACGGCAUGCACGUGAUAUUCAUACCGUACGCGCUCAUGAAGGUCAGCCCCGCGUCCUGGAUGCACAUGAUCACCAAGUACAGGGCAUCGGUGGCGAUAGUGAAGUCGCGCGAUCUGCACUGGGGCCUGCUAGCGACGCGCGACCACAAGGAGAUAUCGCUCAGCUCGCUGCGCAUGCUGCUCGUGGCGGACGGCGCCAACCCGUGGUCGCUGUCAUCGUGCGACCAGUUCCUCUCCGUGUUCCAGAGCAAAGGUGUGCGCGGCGACGCGAUAUGCCCGUGCGCGUGCAGCAGCGAGUCGAUGUCGGUGUGCGUGCGGCGCGCGGGCCGCGGCGGCUCGUCGGCGGGCCGCGGCGUGCUGUCCAUGUCGGGCCUGUCGUACGGCGUCGUGCGUGUCGACGCGGAGAACUCGCUCACGUCGCUCACGCUGCAGGACUGCGGCCAGGUUAUGCCGUCGUGCGUUAUCGUUGUGGUAAAAAUGGAGGGUCCAGCAUAUCUCUGCAAGACGGACGAAGUGGGCGAGAUCUGCGUGUUGUCCGGGGCAACCGGGUCCGGGUACUGGGGGCUGCCCGGGCUCACCAACACUGUGUUCCGGGUUCGACCGCUGGAUGCAGAUGGUGAAGCAAUUGGCGAGGAGCACUAUGUGAGGAGCGGUCUGCUGGGAUUCUUGGGGCCCGGAGGUCUCGUGUUCGUUUGCGGUUCCCGCGACGGGCUGAUGACGGUAACCGGCCGCAAGCACAACAUGGACGACAUCAUAGCGACCGUGCUGGCAGUGGAGCCGAUGAAGUUCAUAUACCGGGGGCGUAUAGCGGUGUUCUCUGUGAGGGUGCUGCGGGAUGAACGGAUUUGUAUAGUGGCUGAACAGCGCCCGGACUGUGGGGAGGAGGAGUCAUUCCAAUGGAUGUCACGCGUCUUGCAAGCGGUGGACUCGAUUCACCAAGUGGGGAUAUAUUGCCUGGCGUUGGUUCAGCCCAACUAUCUGCCCAAAACACCUCUCGGUGGUAUACAUCUCAGCGAGUGCAAGCGAAGGUUCCUUGAGGGCACUCUACACCCAGCCAAUGUGUUGAUGUGUCCACACACGUGCGUCACUAAUCUUCCAAAACCAAGGGAAAUACACUCGGAUGUCGGUCCCGCAUCCGUCAUUGUUGGCAACCUUGUUCAAGGCAACCGCCUUGCAUCUGCGCAAGGCCGCGAUAUGGGAUAUUCUGAUGAUUCGGAUGCAGCUCGCAAGUAUCAAUUCAUAUCUCAAAUCCUAAGAUGGCGCGCGCAGAGCACAUCGGACCACGUUAUAUUCACGUUGCUGAAUUCCAAAGGAGCAGCUACUAAAGUUCUCACAUGCGCUGAAUUGCACAAAAAGGCUGAGAGAAUUGGGAAUCUUUUGUUAGAAAAGGGGCGUGUCAAUACUGGCGAUCAUGUCGCUUUAAUAUUUCCCCCGGGACUUGAUCUCAUUUGCGCAUUCUACGGCUGUCUCUACGUCGGCGCAGUUCCGGUGACAAUUCGCCCGCCGCACCCACAAAACCUCCACACGACAUUGCCAACUGUACGAAUGAUCGUGGACGUCAGCAAAGCCACACUAGUCCUCUCUAAUCAAUCUGUGAUAAAGUUACUACGCUCAAAAGAAGCCAGUAACGUAAUCGAUAGCAAGGCGUGGCCCAUAACCCUGGACACUGAUGAUAUGCCUAAAAAGAAAUUACCUAUCUUAUACAGAGCACCAACGGCUGAAAUGUUAGCUUACCUGGACUUUAGCGUAUCUACCACGGGAAUGCUGGCUGGUAUCAAAAUGUCGCACGCAGCAGUCACAUCUCUAUGUCGUUCAAUGAAAAUAGCUUGCGAGCUCUAUCCUUCGCGUCAUAUAGCGCUUUGUCUCGAUCCAUACUGUGGCCUCGGCUUCGCUCUCUGGUGUCUCAGUAGCAUUUAUUCUGGUCAUCAUUCUAUUCUCAUACCCCCCUCUGAGGUCGAAAUUAACCCUGCAUUAUGGCUCAGUGCUGUCUCUCAAUACAAAGUGCGUGACACUUUCUGCUCUUAUGGAGUGAUGGAAUUGUGCACCAAAGGCCUGGGCAGUUCAGUGAAUCAAUUAAAAGCUAAAGGCAUCAAUCUAGCCUGUGUCAGAACAUGCGUGGUCGUCGCUGAAGAACGACCUCGAAUAAACUUAACGAACUCCUUCUCGAAACUCUUCUCAGCUCUCGGCUUGAGUCCGAGAGCCGUGUCGACGUCUUUCGGAUGCCGCGUGAAUAUUGCUAUAUGUCUACAAGGCGCUUCUAGUCCUGAGCCAUCAACUGUCUACGUAGACCUGCGAGCUUUGCGAAACGAUCGCGUUUCGUUGGUCGAGCGCGGUAGCCCACAUUCCCUCUGUCUUAUGGAAUCUGGAAAACUAUUACCCGGUGUAAAAGUGAUCACAGCCAAUCCCGAGACUAAGGGUCAAUGCGGGGAUUCCCAUUUGGGCGAGAUCUGGGUGCAAUCGCCACACAACGCGAGCGGGUACUUCACUAUUUACGGCGACGAGAGCGACUACGCGGACCACUUCAGCGCGCAGCUGGUGACCGGCAACACGGGAGAGGUGUACGCGAGAACGGGUUAUUUGGGCUUUUUGAGGAGAACUGAGAUUAGUACCACUGGAACUGGCGAUGACACUUCCCUCAUAUCACGCGAUAGUGAUACUGAGUCACUGGCCUCCGCGUGUGGCAGUAUGGGAGGCUUGAUGUCCGACACGCACGACACUCACGAUGCUGUGUUUGUGGUCGGAGCGCUCGACGAAACGAUUAUGCUGCGCGGGAUGCGCUACCAUCCUAUCGAUAUAGAGAAUUCUGUGAUGCGAUGCCACAAGAAAAUAGCUGAAUGUGCCGUUUUCACAUGGACCAAUCUACUAGUAGUCGUGGUAGAACUAGACGGUAACGAUAGCGAAGCUCUCAAUCUGGUACCGUUAGUCACCAACACGGUGCUCGAAGAACAUCACCUCAUAGUCGGCGUCGUGGUCGUAGUCGACCCCGGAGUCGUGCCGAUCAACUCUCGCGGCGAGAAACAACGCAUGCACCUCCGAGACGGCUUCCUUUCGGACCAAAUAGACGCCAUUUAUAUCGCAUACAACAUGUAAUAUUCACCCAAGCACGGAAUACGCAAACGGUCCGACACAGUCAAACGUAAACCAAAAAAGUGAUCGCACAAUCGUCUGUGGUUGUCCGAGCAAUGUGUCACUGUUUGUGUAUCUCCUUGCGCCACCACGCCAUACUUUAAUCAAAGAUUCGAUCACAUCAACACUGUACCUACAUACGGUGUCCCAUCGGUUAUUAUUAGUGUCAAGCAUAAAUAUACCGCCGAUAUAAAAUCAGUGUUUAGCUUUAUUAUCUUAUCCCUUAAGACUUUUCUAAUGUAUCUGUAAUGAGUGUUGUUGGAUUACGUAAUUUAAAAUUACUGCACAUUAUUCUUUGAAGCGAAACAUAAUAUUAUCACUUUUAAAUAUCGAUUAUCAGUCAUGUCUAGAAACAGAAUCCAUUUUUUUGUAAUGUUUCUAGGUGUCAUUAAAGAAACUACUCGAGCUGUAAGAGUAGGUGGUUUGUCUGAUAUCGACACAAGACUGAUUAAAGUCUGAAUACUUUGUUUAAUAUUAAUUUAAGAUCACUUCAAUAAAUAUCUUGUGUCACGGUGUGUGCCGGAUUUCACUAAUGUCGAAUAAGAAGUAAAUUAACACAAAAUAGACAAUUGUUAGCACAUAAAUCCCAAUUUAGUGGCGUCUAUCGCUCUUCAUGUAAAAUGAUGUUGAAUUAUCUUCUAUUAGCAUUUUAAGUAGGGACGUAUAUAAAUUAUUAUCGUAAUUGUCUUUGAGCAUGCAUACAGCUUGUAUCGUUCUAUUGUACACAAUUAUAUUGUUGUGAUUAUUGUGAAACAAGUAAUUUUUAAUGUUAGUUCGUAUAUAAAUGUAUUACUACCGAUAAAUAUAAUAGCGUUAGUGAGUAUUGUGUAAACAUAAUAUAUUGCAUUUAAUGUCUUGAUUUAUUUCACGUUUGCGUUAUGUAUCUUAGACAAUAAACUUGACUGAUAGGGUUCACGGUCCGCGCAAAAAGUACAAUGGCCUUUAAUAAAGAACUGAGCUCAAUUCAAACCAAUGGUUCGACACUUGGAGCCCAGUAGACUACGACUUGCCACCUAGGAAUUGGAAUAAGCAUCGACUGUUGAAAAUCCUACCUUACUCAAAAAUAAUUACCUGUGCAAUGUGCAUCACUGUGAAUGUAAAUAAUAAAUAUCAGUAAACUUGAAGUUCUAUUUAAGGUAACUUUGUCGUAGUCUACAUAAAGCUUUAGCAGUUUUUACUUAUACAUUUACAUUUAUUUUUAAUCAUAACUUGUGCCAAGUUUCCAUUAUAGCUCAUGUGGAUUUUAUACAUCCAUUUUUUAGGUACUAAUGGUUGUAGUGGAAUCUUAGUGUUGAAGUUAAUUUACGCAGCGUUUUUUUAGCUUUUUAUUUUAUAAGCUUGCUUGCAAUAUAGAUUUUUUUCUACACGUUUAAUAUAUGUGAUAUUCAGACAAAAAAAUACUAAUAUAAAAACACACUAUGACUCUACUUAGCUGUUAUGAAUCACUUCGAACAAUAAACAUAAUAUUAUUGAUUCGCAAGUAGAAAAUACGCAAUUUUCACAAUUGUACGUGAAUAAAUGUAGCGUAGUGUAAGGAUAGCUUAAUUUUUAUUUGUUAUCUGUAUUCCAUUCCAGUAUGUUUUGAAUAGCAGAUAAUUCUUAAAUAUUCAUUUUAUAGAUCAUUGAAUUAUUAAAUUUAAUUAAUUAUUUACCGAUAUUUCUUUAUAAUCAUAUUUUAUUUAAUGUCAUUAUUUAUUGCUAAAUUGUACAUAUAAUUUUGUUAUUUAUUUUUACGUUGAAUGGUUCUGUUUAGCAUAAUAUGUUGUUUUGAUAGGAGUCACCGGAGUUGUGUUAGAAUUUUAUUACAUGUAAAGGAUUUAGAACUUUUAUUUACAAUCGCUUGAUUUCAUCACUAUAAAGGAAUGUUUUAUCGUAUAAUUAUUUUAAACAUAGUCAUCUUACAAUGUAAGUAUACAAGUAGUUAAUAAUAAUAACUCAAAUUAAUGUUUAAUGAACAAAUGUCUUAUUCAUAAUCCUAUUUCGUAACUUAUUAUUAUUAUGCAUAAUUUGUAGGUACGAGGUCCGGCAGUGAAAUUUAACCAAUCUAUAUGUCAUAAUAAUAGUCAUUGUAAAGUGUUUGUCAGAACAAAGUUUAAUCAACGCAACCAAUCACUUAUAAUGGUAUUGUAAAUUUUUAAAAUAAUAAUUGUCAUAUGUGAUCUAAGUGAUACAAAUAAUGUGCGCACAAAAUUGUAACUUUUCGGCAAUAACUUGUUAUAAAAAUAUUUUAGAAAAUUGACAUUACUUAUGUAUCAGAGUUUGUACGACGUCGCCAAAAUGGCCUGUUAGGACUUUGUAUCCGCUUUACAAUUGUGAUUAUUUUCUGGAACAUGAAUAAAUAAACUUGCUCUUUAA
Messenger RNA from Colias croceus (clouded yellow), 7260 nucleotides. It is a transcript of the gene DIP2, whose product is annotated as disco-interacting protein 2. The record is from RefSeq and is a predicted model, not a curated record. The transcript is spliced from 18 exons. NCBI's taxonomy places the organism in Eukaryota, Metazoa, Arthropoda, Insecta, Lepidoptera, Pieridae. Bases 97 to 4869 code for a protein of 1590 amino acids.